Capsella rubella is the source of this 2154-nucleotide messenger RNA. Its product is annotated as protein trichome birefringence-like 1. Gene Ontology annotation, molecular function: O-acetyltransferase activity. The transcript has 5 exons. Gene Ontology annotation, cellular component: Golgi apparatus. Bases 139 to 1779 code for a protein of 546 amino acids. Lineage: Eukaryota; Viridiplantae; Streptophyta; Magnoliopsida; Brassicales; Brassicaceae. The record is from RefSeq and is a predicted model, not a curated record.
UUCUCACUCUCUCAUUUUUCUUUUAAUCUCACUACUCUCUCUGUCUCUCUCUGUCUCUCUCACUCGCUCAACUCAAAAAAAAAACAACAACAAGAGUGAAGAGUCAGUGAAAAGAUUCCCACGCUCCAACCCCUCGCCAUGGCGUCGGACUCCGUGAAGCAUAUACCUUUUCACGGCGUCUCCGCCUUCUCCUCCGUCACAUUCGAAAUCAAAAGCUUUUUCUCCGCCGUGAAACCAAGAAAAACCUCAACGUUUGUCUAUGCCUUCGUCAUUACAUUCCUUGUCUUCACUGUUUUCUUAGCCUUUAGUCCUUCUCCCAUCACAGUCACUCCUUCCGUUUCUUCCUAUAUUCUCCAUACUGUCACUGUCUCUAAUUCAUCCAACUCUUCGUCACCGACCUUCGAUUCCGAUUUCACCACAUUGCGAGCACCAGCGCCGGAAAAUCUCGCAGCGGUUACUAAAAACGUAACCUUUGAGUUCCCCAUCGCAAAUGUGACAACAUCCCCGAUUGCUGAAAACAACACUUUUCACUUCCAGACCGAUCAUGCAAACAUGUCGUGUCCUGACGAUAAUACUGCUCGAGAUUUGAACAAACAUCGAGCGAGGAAAGAACCUCUGUCGGAGGUUCUAGCCGUCAAUUCCACUGCUUCUCCGAAUCGAAAACAGAGGAGGAAGUCUUCCCUGAGAAAAGAGAUCGAGUCUCUGAAGAAUUGCGAGUUCUUCGAGGGAGAUUGGGUCAGAGACGAUUCGUAUCCGCUUUACAAACCCGGUUCGUGUAAUCUGAUCGAUGAACAGUUUAAUUGUAUCUCCAACGGAAGACCUGACGUGGAAUUCCAGAAGUUGAAGUGGAAACCGAAGAAAUGCACUUUACCAAGAUUAAAUGGAGGGAAACUUCUGGAGAUGAUUAGAGGAAGAAGGCUUGUGUUUGUUGGAGAUUCGCUUAAUAGAAACAUGUGGGAGUCUUUGGUUUGCAUUCUUAAAGGAUCAGUCAAAGAUGAGAGUCAAAUCUUUGAGGCUCAUGGAAGGCAUCAGUUCCGUUGGGAAGCUGAGUACUCUUUUGUUUUUAAAGAUUAUAAUUGUACUGUGGAGUUCUAUGCAUCGCCUUUCUUGGUUCGAGAAUGGGAAGUUAUGGACAAGAACGGGACAAAGAAGGAGACAUUACGGUUAGAUUUGGUCGGCAAGUCAUCGGAGCAGUACAGAGGAGCAGAUAUUCUUGUAUUCAAUACCGGUCAUUGGUGGACUCAUGAGAAAACUUCCAAAGGGGAGGAUUAUUAUCAAGAAGGGAGAAAUCUUUACCCGAAACUAGACGUGGAUGAAGCUUUCCGAAAAGCAUUGACAACUUGGGGUCGAUGGGUUGAUAAGAAUGUAAAUCCAAAGAAAUCACUUGUUUUCUUCCGUGGUUAUUCCCCAUCACAUUUCAGCGGAGGGCAAUGGAAUGCGGGAGGGGCAUGCGAUGAUGAAACAGAACCGAUAAAGAACGAGACUUACCUAACUCCUUACAUGCUGAAGAUGCAGAUACUUGAAAGAGUUCUACGGGGAAUGAAAGCGCCUGUCACAUAUCUCAACAUUACAAGGUUAACGGAUUACAGGAAGGACGCUCACCCGUCGAUAUACCGGAAACAGAAACUAUCUGCGGAAGAAAGUAAAUCACCAUUAUUGUACCAAGACUGUAGCCACUGGUGCCUCCCUGGGGUGCCUGAUUCUUGGAACGAAAUUCUCUAUGCCGAGUUGCUCGUAAAACUUAACCAGCUUGGCGGCAAAAGACGGCGGAAACCAUAGAACAACCAUUGGAGUUGAAUCCGCAUCAUUUUAGAUGGAUUCAGAGCUUUAAUGGAAACACUAGUGUAGAUGAGAAUAGUGCCACGUUCAUGAUCUUGGUUUGAGAUUGUAAAUGGGUUUGUGAUUACAAGUAAUAGUAAAGAUAUGCGGCAUAUGUCUAACCCGAACUGAACCAGAAUAUCAGAGCAGGAAACCAAACCAAAAUUUAUCUAUUUCUAAUGCCUACUACCCGACAUCUGAAUUCUAAUGAAGAAUCAUUUGGAGAAGAGAAUCCGGUUGAUAAUAUGGACAGGUAAAGCGUAGGCAGGAUCAAUUGGUUUGACUCCAGGAUACUCGAGAAGAGAGAGCCCUACACAAUUUACACUAAACUGACAC